AUCUCGGAGGCCGUAACCAUCUCUUCCUCGGCAGUAGUGCCCGUGUUUGAAUUCUGUGGUGCACCGGAAUGCUUAACGUUCAUGAUGUUCUUGGCAAGAUGUCUAGCUCAGCGACUGCACAGUUUUACUGCUUAUGCUGUGAAGACGGUAAACGUAUGCGUUGUGCAGGCGGCUUUUGAAUCGACGACAAAUGCCCCGCAUUUGACGAGAGUUGCUGCUAGUAGCCAUGUGCUCGUGCGCCGUUAUUGCCAAGAUUCUAAAAAGCCAGAUAAACAGAAACUAGAAUUUGUCUUGCUGAUAAACACCGAUGACAAAGUGCUUGGAACAAGAACAAUGGACGAAGCAAUCGCGUUUGCCAAGAAACACGAUUCGCACUUGGUCAAGCUACAAGAUGACAGACAUGCUGAAGCCAAGAAAAGGAAAACAUACAAAGUCAUGACAACACAGCAGAUGGUUGAAUAUGAAGAAAAGCUAGCAAAUGCUGCUGGAGUAACGAGUGCUUCAGGUGCAGCAAAGCAGCGGACUGUUAAGCAUGUGACUGCAACCAGCAAGAUCACUGAAAAUGACCUCAACACCAAGCUCAAGAGCAUAGGAAAGUGGCUGGAAAAGAAAUGUGAAAUCCGUGUUGGCAUAACUGGCACUCCAGAUUCGACGAAACAGUUGGAAACCAUAUACCAGAAGUUUGAGACUUUCCUAGCUGGCGAAGCAAGGUUUCUGCAGAAGAGGAUUAACAACGGAGUGCUGAAAUUUGUGAUUGUGCCACCUUCAGAGAAAAAAAACUCUCAAAAGCCUCAUUCAUCUGAAAACGAAGUCUCAGAAGAGUGACUGUGUGUUUCAGGUCCCUCUUUUUUCUUGCGUAGUGCACGACAUUGUGCAGCCAUCUUGAAGCAUAAGUGGCAGGGUAAGGUAUCAAAACACCGAAAGGUGUGGUAUUUACUGUUAAUAAACAAGCCCUUUUACUUA
This is a messenger RNA of Dermacentor andersoni, 963 nucleotides long. It is a transcript of the gene mIF3, whose product is annotated as mitochondrial translation initiation factor 3. Gene Ontology annotation, biological process: ribosome disassembly; mitochondrial translational initiation. Gene Ontology annotation, cellular component: mitochondrion. The record is from RefSeq and is a predicted model, not a curated record. Gene Ontology annotation, molecular function: translation initiation factor activity; ribosome binding. Lineage: Eukaryota; Metazoa; Arthropoda; Arachnida; Ixodida; Ixodidae.